AUGAAAGAUUCCACACUUGUUUCUGAAACUUCAGAUAUCGAAAAGGAUAACCACGAAGUUGUCACAUCCUCGUCACUAUCGGUUUCCAACCACUCUACUAGAGAUAGUUCAGAGGUGGAUGUUGCGCUACUGUUUUUGAAGGAAAAUGGACUAGAUUCAGAAACUAAUUCAAGAAAGAAUGACGAAUCUGAAUUGGAAAAGGUCGAAGAUCCUAAUGCCAUCUUCUUCGGUGCCCACAAAUUAGAUCCUAAAGUGCUACGUAAAGUCGAUAUGUUCAUCCUACCGUUCCUUUGUUGCAUUUAUCUAUUAAUGUUCUUGGAUAAAGCCUUGUUAAAUUACGCUGCAUCCAUGGGGAUUAAGAAACAUUUGAAAGGUGAUGAGUUUUCCAAUUUGGGUACGAUUUUUUCUGCUGCAUACAUUUUCAUGGAACCCAUUGUCACUUAUUUGAUCCAAAAAUAUCCAAUCUCAAAAGUCUUAAGUGUAUUCAUCACCACUUGGGGGAUUGUCUUAACAUGUCAUUGUGCCUGUAAAUCAUAUGCUUCAUUAAUGAUCGUCCGUACUUUACUGGGGUUGUUUGAAGCUUCCAGUGCGGUCGGAUGUAUAGCCAUCAGUGGUAUGUACUAUACUAAAUCUGAGCAAAGUGCAAGAAUUGGUUUCUGGGCUAUUCAAGCUGGUACUGGGUAUAUCGUUGGUGGUUUGAUAUCUUUUGGUUUCUUGCAUUACCAUGGCACUGAAUUCACUUCAUGGCAAAUUAUGUUCUUAGUCGUUGGGCUAGUCACCAUCGUCUUUGGUAUUAUUACUUUCUUUUACUUGCCAGAUAAUGUUACAAACGCUUGGUUCUUAACUCAAGAAGAAAAAAUCCAAGUUGUUGAACAUAUUAGAAGCAAUCAAACUGGGCUAGAAAAUAAAAAAUUUAAGAAAGAACAAAUUAAAGAAUUAUUCUUAAAGGAUAAAUUAACGUACCCAAUGUUAUUGCUAACCGCCUGCUCCCAAAUCUCCACAGGUGCCAUUGGUACAUUCUCUACCACCAUUACAGCUACUUUUGGUUUCGAUAGUUAUCAAACUGCUCUAUUGCAACUACCAAUCGGUGCCAUUACUGCUUUAAUUAUCCUAAUCACCACUCAAAUGAUUUCACGUUGGGGAAACAUCACUUUGGUCACUACUUCGAUGUACAUCCCAGCCAUAAUCGGUUGUAUUGUCAUGUUAGCAUUACCAUUAUCCCAUAAAGUGGGUAAUCUGCUCUCAUUAUAUUUGUUAUACAGUGGUUCAUGUGUCAUUACCAAUAUUUACAUUUGGAAUUCUUGUAACACCUCUGGUUAUUCCAAGAGAGUCAUGAGAAAUGCAAUUACCAUGAUUGUUUACAACGUUUCCUGUAUUGUAGCUCCACAAAUGUUCAGACAGUAUUCUGCUCCAAGAUAUAUCCCCGCAAAGAUUGCUCUAUUGGUGACCCAAGCCGUUUGCAUCCCAUUACAAUUAUACAUCGGAUAUAUUUGUAAAAAGGAGAACCAGAAGAGGGAUAGAGAGCAAGAAGGCAAAGAAGUAAAGAAAUAUCAAUUCUUGGAUAUGACAGAUAUCGAGAAUAGAAAUUUCAGAUAUAUCUAUUAA
Molecule: messenger RNA, 1605 nt
Organism: Naumovozyma castellii
Lineage: Eukaryota; Fungi; Ascomycota; Saccharomycetes; Saccharomycetales; Saccharomycetaceae
Gene: THI73
Product: Thi73p
Exons: 1
Coding region: 1-1605 (534 amino acids)
Source: RefSeq, a predicted model, not a curated record